CAGCGUGAACUUCUAUGAAUUUCAAAAACUCACGCGCCAUGGUUGUUUUUCUUCCGUUGAGCAGUAAGUUGUUUUUAGUGGACGGCCAGAAGAGGACGUUUGUUUUAAAAGUUUAUUUAAAGAACAAGAUACCUGAACAUGGAUUCUAAGUUUGCUCACCUGCGCCUCCGGGACACCAGUGUGUCGAUGCUGAGGGUAAAAAUGUCCCGCAGGAGGUCCCAGUCCCAGAAGGAGAACCGGGAACGGGCCAUGAACACACGCAGGCAGUUGGCCGAUCUCCCAGAGCUGGAAAUGUCUUCCCUGGAUGCCUCCAUCGCGAGGGCCAACAUGUCAACAAUCCAAGAGAAGACACUGAACAAUGCAAAAUCUUCUAAAAAUGUGGCUAGAGAAGAGAGGUUGAAACAACUUGAGCGCUGGAAAGAGCGCAAGGUUCUUGAGAAGGAGAAGGACAAGAGAGAAAAGGAGCGUAAAGGGGUUUUUAAGACGGGCACGUAUCAUCCAACGGACACCCUGACCAUCGCCCCUCUGCCCGUCGUGGUCCCAUGUGGCUCAACCAGAGCUAAGGAGACCAAAGUGAAUAUAGCUCCGUCCCAGAGCACCAGAGUCACUCGUUCAAUGAAACCGCAAGUGCAGAGGCCUCUGAGGACGCACGCUCAAAAUACUACGGCAAAGAAAGCUCAACCUGCUGUGGAAAGGUCAACCCGGAGCCGGGCCGCUCCCGUCAAGCUCGCCCCUGCACCUGCUAUUUCCAAGAAGAACGUUUGUGCAGUGGAGCCUGUCGUACGAGCUUCGUCGACCAGAUCAGCCAACAGGCCUCCUGUUACAGCAGCUCCUGUGCUGAAAGACGAACCUAAGGGCAAGUCUGCAGAUGUAAGAAUCACAAGGAGCAGAGUGUUUGUCAGCCAUGUGGCCCCCCCUUCUGACCAGGAGAGCAACUGUAAAGCAGCAGCUGUGGACGCUGUGGAGCCUGCUGCGCCCAAGGAGCCCGAGAUGCAGAGUCCAGAGGAAGAAGCUCGUCCCCUCAGCCCGGCCCCCUGCUCUGAGGAGGAGGACAUGGUUGUGGAUCAAGCUCCGGCUGACUCUGUCCCCGCUGCGGACCCCGUUGAUGCGCCGCCCUCUUUAUCUUCUUUUGCUCCAAAGGGUUUUAUUUUCCAGGCUCCCACUGGCUUGUCGUCCUUCAAGUUCGAUCCUCUCACUCCUCGCUCGGCAGACGUCUUCCUGAAACCAAGCACCAGCUUCGCUCUCCUAGUGGUCCCCUCUUACAACGCUGAGCCAAGCAAGUCCUCUCCCCCGAAAUCCCCUCGCCGCUCUCCUCAGCGUACAUCUCCCACGAUGGCCUCUCCGACUCCAGGCAGCCCCCUGGACUCAAAGCAUGACGUACGAUACUUCAGAUCGGAAAUUGCCAAAGAGACGGUCGGACUGACGACUCUGUCUGUUAGCUGGGAGGCUAAAGUGGAGGAUGAGUCCAUCCCAGAAGAGAUGAGAGACAGUAUGCGUACAGCAGUAGGCCAAGCGAGGCUGUUGAUGAAGGAGCGCUUCAAACAGUUUGGAGGUCUGGUGGACGACUGCGAGCUGGGCCGAGGGGAGCAGAUCACCACCUGCACCGACCUGCAGGGAUUCUGGGACAUGGUGUAUUACCAGGUCGAGGAUGUCUACAAGAAGUUUGACGCUCUCAAAGAAGCGGAGAGCCGAGGCUGGGUGGAGGAGCACAAGCCCGCACCGCCGCGACAGAGGAAAGUGGCGAAGAAACCAUCAGCUGCACCUGCGAAGCCAGCAGGAACUAAAGCAGGAGCAGCCAAGUCUCGCCUGGCUGCUGUGAAAGCAGCAAUGAAAGCCAAACAGCAGGCGGCGGAGGCUGUGACCGCAGCAAAGGAUGCUGGUACCGCUGAGGACAACCCCAGCACGAGUGCUCAGGAGCCAGAACCCGAAGCAGAGCGCCGGCCGACUGAACAAGUGGUCUUUGAUGGAGGCUUCUUCCAGGUGGAGAGCCCGGCCAGACCAUCAGAAGGUUCAGUGAGGAGAUCCAGUCGCCUGAGUGCUGCUGUGCUGCCUCAGGCCUCUCCCUGCUCCAACUACCUCUCACCUAGAAGAGUCACUCGGAGAUCUCUUGCGCUGACACAGACCCCCCUUCACACCGCCGCCUCCCCCGCUCAGCCACCAAUCUACACUCCUGCCCACUUCCGUCUUACCCUCAGCCAAACCCCAGCACAAACCCUCAAGUCUCUGCGUGGCACCCCUCAGUCAAACAGAAAGGAAAAUGUCUCCCUUUGUUUCUCACCGGUCGAGGAUGUGCGCUCAGAUGACACCCGGGCUGCAGGAAGCUCUGCACCACAAACGGGCUCCGUGCAGGAAAACGCUGCUUCUGUCCCUGAAUUGAGCGCACCUGCACAGUCAUUGCCGUCCAUUUCUGUAGUGGAUGAGCAAGAGGAAGCAGCUGAGGCAUUCGAUGUGGACGUCUCUUCAAGACUUUCCUUCUCUCCAUGCAAAACGGCCUCCCAGGCCCCUGAGCCCUCUCUGAGUUUCACAUUGUCCCCCUGCGUGACUCCCUGCCAGCCUCCCGUCUCCCCUCCUGCUGUGCAGGGCCCCGUGGAGGCCCAGCAGUCUGUGUGUCACACACCCGACCGCUCGGUGGUUGAGGAAAUUCCCGGGUUGGACUUUGAGCGUUACCUCCAGCCGUCGCAGAGAUGCAGCCUGUCACCGCGGGAGACGGUUGCCAUAGAGACACUGUCCCCCAUGGUGGUGGAUGUAGAAAUGGAGAGUCCCAGAGGUCAAUCAGGGGACCUGCUUUCUCAGAGGGAACCAGCACGUCCAGCGGUGCCUUCAGUGUUCACUCUUCAGUCACCACAGGCCCAGACAGCCGAGUCGGCCAUGCUCCUCUUCACCCCGGACCUGAAGGACCGGAUACGGCAGUCUGUCUGUCCGAGUGACCUUAUGGUCUUCACCCCUCCGCUCUGAUGUGUUUCUUUUAUAUCUUUACAUAUCUUAUCUUUUCUACAUAUACAGACUACUUUAUUUACUUUGGAAGAAAACAAAAUGUAUCGAGUGAUUCGGAGUUCUAUUUUUAGAUUGCUGAAAAAUAGUUUCGUCUUAUAAUUAAAGUUCUAGUUACAACAAGGAAAA
Molecule: messenger RNA, 3120 nt
Organism: Cottoperca gobio
Lineage: Eukaryota; Metazoa; Chordata; Actinopteri; Perciformes; Bovichtidae
Gene: dlgap5
Product: discs, large (Drosophila) homolog-associated protein 5
Exons: 19
Coding region: 139-2955 (938 amino acids)
Biological process (GO): regulation of mitotic cell cycle; mitotic spindle organization; centrosome localization
Cellular component (GO): spindle pole centrosome; nucleus; cytoplasm
Molecular function (GO): microtubule binding
Source: RefSeq, a predicted model, not a curated record